This is a messenger RNA of Debaryomyces tyrocola, 363 nucleotides long. NCBI's taxonomy places the organism in Eukaryota, Fungi, Ascomycota, Pichiomycetes, Serinales, Debaryomycetaceae. The record is from the annotation of a GenBank genome assembly.
AUGGGUUUUUUUGGGGGGUUUUUUUUUUUUUUUUGGGAGGAAAUGUCGAGGUGUAGAUUUGUUUUGGGAUGGGUUGCGGCGGCUGUUUUAGGAUUAUUGGAUGCUUAUGGAUGUUACAUACAUUGCUGGAAGCUGGUGGUUGGGUUGGAUCGCACCGGGUGCUUUGUCCCGAGACAAGGCCACGCCGGAAAAGGUUGUUGGACCAUGACCAUGGGUAGUAUUCGUCGGGUGAUGCGGCGGCCCGGCUGCAAGUUGCCGUUUUGGGUGCGAACUCUUCUUUUUCUGAUGGUGGGUGAUGGUUUUAUAGUCGACAAGAUAGCCAGCUGGCCAGCAUCUGGACGAAAAAUCCAGCUUCGGGGCCAG